AUGGCAUCAAAACGGCAUGUAGGAUUAAAUAUUCGGAAAAAAGAUGAACCGAAAGCUGCUCCAAUUCGAGUUUCCAGUGUUUUUGGAGACGAUGAUGAUGAUGAUAAUGUGCCAGCCACAGCUACCAAUAUGGCAUCAGCUUCAGUUAUUCGUGUGCAAAAAGCAGCAGAACGAGAACAUCAAAAGGCAGAAGCCGAGGAUCCGACGAUUUUCGAUUAUGACGGGAAUUACGAUGAAAUUCAGGCGAUUAAGAAUGAAAAAAAAGAAGAAGCUCGAAAAGCGGACAAAAAUCGUGAAUCGAAAUACGCGGAGAACAUCAUUAAAGCCCAUGCUCGUCGCCAACUCGAACAAUUUUCUCGUGAAGAACGCCAACAACUCAGAGAACGAGAGAAAGAAGGCGAUGAAUUUGAUGAUAAAGAAGUUUUUGUAACUGGAGCAUACCGUAAGCAACAGGAAGAAGUGAAGAAACAUCGGGAACAAGAAGCUGAAGAAGCUGCUUUUAAUGAUAUGACAAGUGUUCAGAAACAGAAAUUAUGGGAAAUUGGUAUGGGAAGGACGCUUUUAAACGAUUUGGCAAGAGAUCCUACAGCUAUUAAACAGAGGAAGAAAGAGCAGAAAAAUGUGAGAAAACGGGAAGAUUCUGAUGAAGAAAUUGAUCCGAAACCGGAAAAAUCGGAUAAGAAACCAGCCGAAAAGCUUAAAAAAUCAAUUUAUUCCGAUGAUUCUGACGAGGAAAAAGCACCAAAACCUCCACAAAAAAAUUUCGAAGGAGAUCUUAAACCUGGCCUGAAUACGGUAUCAAAAAAAAAAGCAACGACUCACGCAGAGAGAAUCCGUCAGCGAAACUACACUCCAACACCUCCAUCUUCAGAUGAUGAAGGUGCAAGAGCUCCACGAGCUCGGAGAAGGACUUCAAGCCCGUCACCAACUUCAAGGAAGUCCAUAGAAUCGAGAGAAUCAGGGAGUAGAAGAUCGCCUGAAGGGAAAUCUGAAAAAUCUGAAAAAGCGCCGAAAAUCUCGCUUAAAGAUAAGCUGAAGCCGAAGAAAAUCGAUAAAGAAGCAAGAUUAGACGGACUCAAAGAAAUUCUGAAGCAGCGGAAUACAGAAGAAGAUAUUGAGGCAGCGAGGCAAAGAUAUUUCGAGAGAAAGGAGCAAGGAAUUGUUGUACCUCCAUUGUAAAAUUUAAUUUUUAUUUAUUUUUUCUUUGUUUGUUUUUUUCAAUUGCUGGUUAAAAUUCCAAUCUCCCAAUUUUCCAAUUCCAGACCUAAUGAAAUAUCCAAUUUCAA
Messenger RNA from Caenorhabditis elegans, 1286 nucleotides. RefSeq names its product Nuclear speckle splicing regulatory protein 1 homolog (gene ccdc-55). Gene Ontology annotation, biological process: regulation of alternative mRNA splicing, via spliceosome. The record is from RefSeq and is marked reviewed. Gene Ontology annotation, cellular component: cytoplasm; nucleus. Lineage: Eukaryota; Metazoa; Nematoda; Chromadorea; Rhabditida; Rhabditidae.